GCGGCGGAACCACUGGUGUCGCCCCGGGAGACUCGUCCUGUGGCGUGUAGUCAAAGGAUUGCUUGUAAGUCGGCUUCAGCAAACCUUUUGAUGCCUGACCUUCCGGUACGGAUUAUAGUCAAAAUUCCUGUCUAGAAAAUGGGUUCUACAAGACGCCUUGUUACCAUUAAAAGGAGCGGGGUCGACGGCCCCCACUUUCCACUGAGCCUUCAUACCUGCUUGUUUGGAAGGUAUGAAAAUGAAAGUCAUCAGAAUGGAAGCAAGUCACCUGAAUUUCCAGGACAAAGAUGGGAACAGGAGCCUUCGCGUCGGGUCUCAAGAUCUAGCUUCCCUUCCAACCUUGAUAAGAUGGAUGGGGUGUCCCUGAAGAGGAGGCGGGUCUCCUUUGGUGGUCGCCUGAGACCUGAAUUAUUCGAUGAAAACUUACCUCCCAACACACCUCUCAAAAGAGGAGAGACACCAAAGCAAAGAAGGUCUCUGGUCACCCACACGCCAACCGUCCUGAAGAAAAUCAUCAAGGAGCAGCCUCAGCCGUCAGGGAAAGAAGAUUCUUCAGAAGUCUGUCUGCAGGCGACUGCGCAGGAUGCGUUUGUGAGGCCUCCAGCUCCUAACGCUGCUCCCGCUUCUCCAGACGCGCCCGGCCAAUGCCAUAGCUUACCCAAGGCGUCUUCCAUCUCCAGCGACAGCAAAUCUCCACAUCAGACAGAUAUUCCCAAGAGAGGACGGAGAAAAAGUAGCAACCUGCCCUCCAAGAGAGCUUCCGUGGAUCGAAGCCAGCAGGGCGUCUUACAGAUGAUUUAUUCCAAGAGAAGGAGUGGCGCUUCUGAGGCCAAUUUAGUUGUGGCAAAAUCGUGGGCAGACGUGGUAAAACUUGGUACCAAGCAGACCCAGACCAGAGCUGUUCAACGUGGACCUCCACGACCCCUGAGCAAGAGGCAAAGAAGAACCAAUAAUACCCCGAAGAAGCUGACUGGCAUCGUUCACAAUCAAUUUAGCACAGGCCACGCAAACUCUCCCUGUACCAUAAUAAUAGGGAAAGCUCACAUCGAGAAAGUGAACGGGCCAGCUCGGCCCUACAGGAUGCUGAACAACUUCGUGGUCAACAAACCAAUGGACUUUAGUGAAGAUCUUUCAGGGCUGCCUGAGAUGUUCAAGACUCCAGUGAAAGAGAAACCACAAAGGAUGAGCCUGUGUCCCUCCACUUUUUCAAAUUCAGAGGAUUUGCUUGGAGAAGAGCUUCCAGUACCUCAUUCAGGAGGAAAACCUCUGCUGUGUGCUUCAGAAAAUUCUGGACAGAAUGUGUCCCCCGGGACUCAAGAUGCACUGAAAGAGCUGUCUGAUCAAAGUUCUGCAAGCCCUGCCUUAAGACGCCAGAGUAUUAAAAUUAAAAUAGAUGAAAGUAUUACGAAAACUCCCAGGAACGUGUAUAAAACAGCAGGAGACACAGCCUGA
Molecule: messenger RNA, 1452 nt
Organism: Globicephala melas (long-finned pilot whale)
Lineage: Eukaryota; Metazoa; Chordata; Mammalia; Artiodactyla; Delphinidae
Source: RefSeq, a predicted model, not a curated record